AUGACUGGGAAGCGGUGGAACGACAAAGAAAUACACAUGGACCGCACUUACUAUUUUGUCAUGAACCAUCAUCGACUCAGUUUCGUUUUUUUUUUCAGAGUGCAGGAAAUUGGGAUGAACGAAUUUCGCAUUCCGCGCACUGAGGUUGUAUAUGGCCUGUUGCCGGGGGUCAGACUAGAUGUUGUUUUUCCGGGCUUUCCGACAAUGAAACGUAUUGAACACACAGCAGAACUUCGCUUUGCUGACAUCAAAGUGUUCCAGCAACCAUCAAAAAAGCAGUCAAUGAUUCUCAAAAUUCCGAAGAGAUCUGAUUUUGACAAGGUUGAUUUAACUUAUUAUGCACUUAAACAUGAGCUAAAUAUUUUUAUUUAA
Messenger RNA from Gongylonema pulchrum, 372 nucleotides. NCBI's taxonomy places the organism in Eukaryota, Metazoa, Nematoda, Chromadorea, Rhabditida, Gongylonematidae. The record is from the annotation of a GenBank genome assembly.